Chelmon rostratus (copperband butterflyfish) is the source of this 4247-nucleotide messenger RNA. RefSeq names its product phospholipid phosphatase 5 (gene plpp5). Bases 216 to 1016 code for a protein of 266 amino acids. The record is from RefSeq and is a predicted model, not a curated record. NCBI's taxonomy places the organism in Eukaryota, Metazoa, Chordata, Actinopteri, Chaetodontiformes, Chaetodontidae. Gene Ontology annotation, molecular function: phosphatidate phosphatase activity. The transcript has 8 exons. Gene Ontology annotation, biological process: phospholipid metabolic process.
UGGCAUCUCCGUUUCUCUCAAGUCCUCAAAUGCACGACUUCCACCGUCGGCAGGAUCAGAGGAUGUCGAGGCCUGAUUCACGUUGGCGUUUCAUGUUAAUGUGAGGAUAAAGAGAUAAAUAAAAAAAACCCGACCCGCCCGUUUAAGUCCCAGUUAAGUUAAAUGAGCUGAGUGAUGAUGUUUGCUGUUGACUGAAGUCCACUCCAAGAAACAAAAUGAAGAGGAGGCUGCUUCGUGGUUUCCUGUCGGAGAUUUCCGUCCGGAUGGCGCUGUUGGUUGUGUUCCUUGUGACAGAGCAGCUUCCUCCUUUCUACCGUGAGAUCCAGUCAGAGGAGAUGUGGUUGUAUAAAUUCCAUCGUGUGGAGAGAGAUCAUGUGCCCACAUCUCUUAUGUUUAGCGUGGCGGUUUUCACCCCACUGAUUGUAAUCCUGGUUUUCACCUUCCUGAAGAAGUCAGAGCGAGGAGAUCUGAAGGAGGCCACCCUGGCUGUGACUUUGACUCUGGUGCUGAACGGAGUUUUCACCAACGUCAUCAAACUUGUUGUUGGCAGGCCACGGCCAGACUUCUUCUAUCGCUGUUUCCCAGACGGUCAGAUGAACCUGGAGUUGCGCUGCAGCGGCGACCCAGAUGUCAUCAUGGAGGGCAGGAAGAGCUUUCCCAGCGGACACUCCUCCUUUGCCUUUGCAGGUUUGGGUUUCACAGCGCUGUACAUCGGAGGAAAGCUGCGCUGCUUCAAUGCAGCGGGCCAAGGCAGAGCGUGGCGGCUGUGUGCCUUCCUCACCCCUUUACUCACUGCGACAGUGAUUGCCCUCUCCAGAACCUGCGACUACAAACACCACUGGCAAGAUGUAUUAGUGGGCUCUCUGCUGGGUCUCGCCUUCGCCUGGCUGUGUUACAGGCAGCACUACCCUCCACUUCAGGACCCCGACUGCCACAGACCUCUGCGUCACAGAGAGACUGUUCCUGCCGCACAAGAGCGCAAGCUGGCCAACUCCAACUACAUCCUGCCCCUGUAGAACAGCAGCAACCGGAUCAUUUACUAGUGUCAUUUAUUCUGGGUUACAUGGUAAUCCUCCUCAUUCUGGUUUUCACACCUUUAGGGCUGGGCAGUAUUAACAGUAUUUAUUGUACAUCAUUGUAACUGUGAGAAUUGUGAGAAUUUUCUUUUCAUAUGGUAAAAUAUGACACAGGGUUUAUUUUCUAAGCUAAAAUGAUACAUUUCUUCUGAAUGGUUUCUGAGAACACAUGAGAGUUUCUGUAAGUAACAACUCCAGUUCACCAGUCCAACAUGGUGGACUUCAACUACACAAACAACUUUAAUUGUGGCUUUCUAAACCUUAACCGAUAUUAUUACAUACGGCAUUUAUCAAUAUCGGAGGGCCUGGUGAAAAUCAUGACAUUUAUUAGUAUCCAUCCAUAUGGCCCAGCCCUACACACCCUGUGUAUUGUGCCUAUAGAUCACAUGACUUUUAAUACUCACAACAGCUGAGCAGGUCUACUACACAAGCACUGCACUAACAGUCCACUGCCCAACAAUCACUGGCUCAGCUGCUGUGAAACAUCAUGUCGGGUCACUAUUUUGUGAUUCUUUUGUAAACUUUUUCAACAAGCUGGGGAGGAAAAAACAGGAAAAAAUUCCAGUAUUGGAUGUUUGUGCAUGGAAGUUCAUCCCUGACCUUUUGGAAACAAUAUAUGGUGAAGAGGAUCAGAGCUCAGCAACUGUUAGGGGAUAAAUCAGUUAAUUAGCAAUUUGAAGUGAAAAAGUAGGAUUUUAUUUGUAAAUCAUUAACAAUUAAUCUAGAAUAUAAGAUAUUAGCUAAUGAAAAAAAUCAUCAGACAGAGAUAAGGUUGUAAGCCCCAAAUAAUCAGCGAGAGGACCUUUGAGCUUAGAUCAUCUGCACCAUAUAGUAUUUGAUUUGACAGAGGAAAACUGGGGGAGUAAGAGGUGUUUAUGUGGGCUGUUCAUAUUUAAAUGUAGGGGUGGGCGAUUUGGAUAAAAUCCUCUAUCACAGUAUAUUUAAUGUUAUAAUUGAUCUGGAAAAUCAAAAAUCAAUGAGAAAAUUGUGCAUUUGUUGGGGACUAUUUUAAGUCGUGGAUUAACACACAUUCAGCGCCCAAGUUGUUCUGGAAGAACAAUGGAGGUCUACUGCACAAAAGAGUAAUACAUACACACAAUACACAUAUUUCAUUGCUGGUUUAGGUCUUUUCAUGGGAUUUGUUAAGUACAGAAUGUCACCAGAUGUAUCCUUUACAGGGAUACUCACCACAGUGUUAACUGCACAGCAAAAUCUCUGACAUUUGAUUGAUUGAUGUUGUCCCACAGUAUGCGUCAACAUAUGGCCCACUCCUGUCUGAAAGCACCUCUUUGAUUGCCUUCAUGUGUAAAGCGGGUUACUGAAAACCACUUCCCAUAUCUUUGAUGCUCACAGCUCUGCUCUACUGCCUCUGUCUUGAGUGCUUUAAAUCGCUCUGUCUUCCUUUAUUAUAUUUUGAAUGUUUCCAUUCACAGAUUGUUUGAUUAAUGUCUGGACAGGGUUUCUAUGUCCAAUCCUCAGCAUAUCGCCUGAUGUAGCAGUUCCACUCAUCUCUUCUCACGGUUUUUGCUGUAGUUUAUUUGUGACAAACACAAAUGAUAACUGCAUCUCCGCAGCACAUCUGCUAAUAUCGCAACAAGUUAAUAUGACUGUAAAAAAAGUAGGAGAUAAAUGUUUUCCUAGGUCAGUGGUCUCAGGCUUACUGUAGGUCUGGUUUUCAUUAGUGCACCCUCUCCUGGUUCCUCUGCCGACCUGUCUGAGGUGUGAAUGUUCACCAGAGGCGGUAGAUGUGGUGCACAGGGGUUGGUUGUGGGAGUGACAGUAGAACCAGAUCUUUCUGAUGAACCUGAGUGAGAUCAGACUCUCCAGGUGAUGGUGCUAGCCUCCCAGUGCUCCUGCUGGUCAGGAUUUCUAUCCUGUUAAUAGUUUUAUUGGCACGUAAAGUUUGGUGGAAGAGUUUUUUGUUUUGUUUUUUCCUGGCAAUCUUCAUGAACUUUCAUUUAAGACUGUACUUCUGGUUUAAAUUUAGUUCUGUAUUAUGUUUUUGUUAAUGCUUGUAUGGCUGGUUUUCAGUUGGAAAGAACAUGUCGGCUUUUACGUAGAUGUGACUUGAAACAUGAGAAACAACAAAACCUCUUAUGUUUCUGUUUGCGUGUGAAACCAGCCAAAGUUGUGCAGGGUCAAAGCACUUCUGCUCGUUGCUGUGGAUCAUCUUUAAUUAGCUGGAUCACAGUAGUUUCAGACCAAACUUGGCAGAAAGAAUGAAUGAAUUUGUGCCUUUGUUUACUACAUUACCUUAUUACUCUUAGUUAAUGGAGCAUAUACUGCAUCUUACAGUGUAUGCUCUCUGCCAUGUUGUGGAUGCGACGUUAUUUUCAAUCUUUACCCUUUUUUUUUUUGCUUUUAUUUUUUUGUUUUACAAUGUGUAGGAUUCAGUUGGAAAGAUCCUACAUGAUGUUAUGUAACGUGGCAUGCUUUACCUCAGAAAAAAUAAUCUUUGAUUACUUUCCAUUAAUUUUGUUGCUGAUUUAGUCAAAUGUGAAGAUUUCUGGGUGGAAACAUGUAAGAUUUACAACUGAGAGAGUAGCCAAGAGGAGGAAAAACUUUUUACAAAACUUUGAGACAAAUACUAUCUUGAUUUACUCAGUCUUACAGGUAUUUAUGAGAUGAUGUACAGGUCUAAGUGUAUUUAAUUUGGGGGCAUGUAGGAGUUUACUUGAAUUUUGAAUAUUUGUUUGUUUACCUUUAAUGUGAUAAUGUUAUUUCAUGAAAAUACUGUAGGAAUCAUUUGUGGGCACAUGGGUUUCUGGGGGAUCUGGUAGACAAAAAAAAAUGCUCAUUAGACUGCUGCAUUUUGAAAAAUCCUGCAUGUUUCACAGCUAAAGAGCAACAUAUUUUCAUUACUUUCCUUCCAAAUCAAAAAAUUUCCAUCCAUUUCUAUUAAUUUAUGUGAUUUUAGGUAUGUGUAUACUGUAUCAAGUUGAUGAUCAUGUCUGGUCUCCUUCAGAUCUACUGUCAUGAUGCGGGAUUAUACUAAAACUUGCCUGUUUGCUUUAUUUAUGUCAUGCUCAUCAUAAUUUGCCUUGGCUUGUAGGACCACAUAGCAGCCGCUCAUGCUGAUACAGUAUCCAGAUUGUACAUGUUGUGAUGCUUUUAAUCUUUUGGUGACACUAAAUGAUGUUUCUAAAUAAUCUUGCAAUACAGACUGUCCUU